GUGUACCACGUAAAGACUUUCCAAACCAAUCCACUGGCACUAGUGAUUCACAUAGAAUCUCUCUCUCUCUAGAUUUUGUUCUUCGACGUUGUAACCCGGCUGCUCAAUGGAUGAUGAAUCAGACUCCUUCGAAUUCUCCUCCGACUCUGAAUCUUCCAGCGAUAGCAACGAAUCUGAUGAAUCGGCAUUAUCAUCCGACGAAACGGAGAGAAGAGUAGCAAGAACAAAUCAACUUCCUUAUAUUAGUACCGUGAGGGAUGAAUUUGGGUACAGUCAGGAUUACUUUGAGUUUCUUGACCUGGUGAGAGACGAAUUUGGAUACAACAGUCAAGAAUAUUUUGAGUUUUAUCAACUGAUACAAAAUCACGUAGAACAAAGGAUUGAUAUCAUGCAAGUCAUAUCAAGGGUCAAGGUGUUAUUCAGCGAGCAUCAGGAACUUCUUGUUGCUUUUAACACCUUCUUACCAAUAGGAUAUCACAUCUUGGUCCGGCAGAAUACAUCAGAUCCAGAGUCUUUUAUUGAAGCAGCACUCAACUUUGUUAACAAAGUUAAGACACGAACCCUACCCGACAGAAGACGCUAUUACUCCUUUUUGAAUAUUAUUAAAGGAUUCCGCACUAACUUCAUAGAGGCGUACCAAGAGAUUUGCGCUUUUUUCCAUGAUAUGCCAGAUUUGCUCGAUGAGUUCCAUUACUUCUUUCCUGAUUGAAACAAAUCAUUGACUGACAUGGCAACACAAAGCAGAACAAAAUAUCCAGAACAUAGAAAGGGGUUCCAUGCUUUUGAACUUGGCUCCACUUUUCCUUUCAUUACAUCUCCUCAUGGCUUUUGGAAUGAGAAUCAGGUCCCAACUUUAUUCAACCGAUAACUGAAUUUUCUUUUAGGUGAGAAGCUUUCUAAAAUAGAUAACAGUGGAUUUGCAUAGUUCACAUUGGUCUUACAGUAGACAUUUGAAGCUCUUAUAAUUCACAUUGGUCUUCCUUUUGGUGUAUCAAACUUCUGUGUACAUUUAGGUGAGUAGCUUAAUAAAAUAACUGAAAUUGGAAUGCGACAGUAGCGCCAAUUUUUGUGUAGGUAGGAUUUGAUAUUCUUCUGAUUGAUAUGCUGCUUGC
This is a messenger RNA of Ilex paraguariensis (yerba mate), 1112 nucleotides long. The record is from the annotation of a GenBank genome assembly. NCBI's taxonomy places the organism in Eukaryota, Viridiplantae, Streptophyta, Magnoliopsida, Aquifoliales, Aquifoliaceae.